UCUAGCACCUCUCCACUCUUAUUUAUAGCAACCAUAUUUCCCUCACAAAAUUUGAGCACCCUUCCUUCAGUUUCUUCUCUUAUCUUCACUUUUUAUCAUCAACAAUGGCUGCUGCUACUGCUCUUUCUUUAGCUCUGCUCUUUCUACCACUGGUAAUUCUCAGUAACCCUUCUUCAACCGUUAAUGCUCAACAAAACCCACCUAGCCCUGGCUACUUCCCUAGCUACAGAGCACAAUCCGUUGAUUUCAACCAAAAGUACAGAACCCUUUGGGGUCCUCAGCACCAGAGACUUGACCAGGACGCAUUGACGAUUUGGCUCGAUCGUUCCACAGGAAGUGGGUUCAAGUCAGUUGAGUCAUACAGAUCGGGCUACUUCGGUGCUUCAAUGAAGCUUCAGCCCGGCUACACCGCCGGCGUCAUUACUUGUUUCUAUUUGUCGAACAAUGAGGCGCAUCCAGGUCAGCACGACGAGAUCGACAUCGAGUUCUUGGGUACGAUUCCUGGGGAGCAGUACACGUUGCAGACGAAUGUGUACAUAAGGGGAAGUGGGGAUAGGAACAUCAUAGGCAGGGAGAUGCAAUUCCAUCUCUGGUUCGACCCUACUCAGGAUUUCCACAAUUACGCUGUCCUUUGGGACCCAAGUGAAAUUAUAUUUUUCGUGGAUGAUGUGCCAAUCAGGAGGUAUCCACGGAAGAGCGACGCGACGUUCCCAGAGAGACCAAUGUGGGUGUACGGCUCGAUCUGGGACGCCUCGAACUGGGCCACGGACCAUGGCAGGUAUCGAGCCGAUUACAACUUCCAACCUUUCGUCGGCAGGUACAAGGGGUUCAAGAUCGGAGGCUGCACCGUCGACGCGAGUCCCGAAUGUCGGGCGACGUCCGGAUCGCCGAGGGGGUUCGGGGGGUUGAGCCCACAACAGGAGAGAGCCAUGGUCUGGGUGCAGAACAACCACAUGGUAUACGACUACUGUUCCGACCCGCAGAGGGAUCGCACCCACACACCUGAGUGUUAGUGCAAGCCAGUACUACAUCGGCGAAUUAAAUUGUCGGAAAGUUUAAUAACGACAAAGCCGUAACUGUGAAAUAUAUACCCAUAAAAUUUGGGGAUUGAAGUGUGUGCAUUUGGAUAGCGAAGAAUUGGGAGCCAUAUAGAGGGUUAUUUGGGAUGUGGUGAGGAUGGUCCUCAAAGUUAACUACUUUUGCAAAGAGUAGUUGAGCAUCCAAGCCCUAAGUGUCUCCUAACUUAUUUGGUUUGUUGUUGUUGUUUGUUGUUGUUCAGGGGGAAUAUUGGACAAUCAAGUUAAUAUGUCAAUAAUUUUGAUGUGUGUUUUGUAAUAUUGUCCUUGUGUUGUCAUUGCUAAUGAUGCAAUAAUAAUGAUGAACACGUCCACAUAAAAUUUGGAGGGAUUUUGUAUGAAGAACAUGUGGAUGCUCUGACAAAAGGAUAUGGGAAAAGGGAGGUGGUGGUGGGGAUAGGAAAUGGGUGUUUGGAUUGAGAUUGGUUUUGGCCCAUGAACUUUAUGAAAUGGAUUUAAAGAUAGAAAGAGAUUGGUUCCUAUUCAUUUCAAUGUGGUUUUGGGGGUGUUUCUCCUUUUUGUCACCCAUAUGUUAAUAAUUCAC
Molecule: messenger RNA, 1620 nt
Organism: Linum tenue
Lineage: Eukaryota; Viridiplantae; Streptophyta; Magnoliopsida; Malpighiales; Linaceae
Source: the annotation of a GenBank genome assembly